AUGUUAAACGUACAUCCUAUACAUUCGCCCGAAUUUAAAAUUCAUUUAGAUAAUGAUGAAGUUAUAUUACGAGGUACAGCAGAAGAGUCAGCAGGUGUUAUGUUAAGAGGAAGCGUUUUAUUUAUUUGUCAUGAACUUACAAAAGUGAAAUCGAUUACAUUAAAAUUCAUUGGUACGACAAGCGUGAAUUGGGUAGAAGGUCUUGGAACCCAUCAAAAGCACUAUAAAUCUGAACGUAAAAUUAUUGAAAAGGAAUGGACAUUUUUAGAGUUAAAAAAGAAAGCUUAUCAAUUAUGUUCAGGUCGAUAUAAAUGGGAUUUUGCUAUACCUAUUCCAGGAAAUUUACCAGAAUCAAUCUAUCAUGAAAUGGGACAAGUUCAGUAUAAAUUAAAAGCUUAUUGUGAUCGACCUACGUUUUCUAUGAAUUAUGUAGAUAGAAGACAUAUUAAGAUUAUUAGACAUAUGUUACCAACAUCCUUAGAUUUAUCUCAAUCUAUCAUUAUUUCAAAUAUUUGGACAGAUAAAAUAGCCUAUGAUAUUAGUAUCCCUAGUAAAGUCUACAGUCUCAACAAACAUAUCCCAAUUUCUUUCGAUUUAUUACCUAUCGCCUCUCACCUUAAAAUUAAAUCAGUCAUCUGUUCCUUGAAAGAAUACAUUACUUUUCGUACUUUAGAUCAUCAUCAUAAAACUGAAGGUCGAUUAAUUAAUUAUAUUCGUGACGAUCAAUUCAUAUUUAAUUCUGAUACAGGUCAUUGGUCAAAAACUGAAUUAUUACCAAUCUCUACCACUCAACAACAACACGUUCAUUAUGAUAUGUGCGGUGAAUUAAUUCAAGUAAAGCAUAAACUUAAAUUUAUUGUCGCCUUACAGAAUGCGGAUGGUCAUAUUUCGGAAUUAAGAGCUGCUAUUCCAGUUAUUAUAGCUCCGAUGAUUCCCGAAGAGGAUGGAAAUGAGUUACCUGCUUAUGAAGAUGCUUGGAGAUCAAUUCCUUGUGAUGCUGAAACUUUAACCCCUUUAAUACAUGUUCCUAGAACAAAUUCAUUACCUUCAAUUGAUUCGAAUUCCUCACUAUCAUCAACAUUGUCUAAUCAUCAACAACAAGACGACUUAUUAACUCCCGAACCCUUGCCUUGGAUGGGUUUUGAUAUUUCUCGUGUACCCUCAUAUGGAACUGCUUUACGUUCAAGUGUUCCCUGUACUUUAACACCGUCACUUCCUAAUUACGAAUCCAUUGUCAUUGUAUAA
Molecule: messenger RNA, 1245 nt
Organism: Cokeromyces recurvatus
Lineage: Eukaryota; Fungi; Mucoromycota; Mucoromycetes; Mucorales; Mucoraceae
Exons: 4
Coding region: 1-1245 (414 amino acids)
Biological process (GO): ubiquitin-dependent endocytosis
Cellular component (GO): plasma membrane; cytoplasm; cytosol
Molecular function (GO): protein-macromolecule adaptor activity; ubiquitin protein ligase binding
Source: RefSeq, a predicted model, not a curated record